Durio zibethinus is the source of this 1719-nucleotide messenger RNA. Lineage: Eukaryota; Viridiplantae; Streptophyta; Magnoliopsida; Malvales; Malvaceae. The record is from RefSeq and is a predicted model, not a curated record.
AUGAGCUCUGCUUCAAAUCUUGAGGAGCUUUACUUAUGGAGGAAUAAUCUCAGUGGAAAUAUUCCUGAAUCUAUCUCCAAUGUUUCUAAGCUCAGAAUCCUAGAAUUACAAGAAAACUCAUUCUCUGGCCUUAUACCAAAUACAUUUGGCAAUUUGAGGUUCCUUGAGAAAUUGCGCCUUGAUUUUAAUCAUUUGAACACCGAAGCUUCAACUCAUGAGUGGAAUUUUCUCUAUUCCUUGGCAAAUUGCAACUACCUAAGAUAUUUAGAGCUAUCAUCCAACGCAUUGGACGGUAUUCUUCCAACUUCUAUCUCAAAUCUCUCUACAUCACUUCAAUAUUUAUUGAUUAGAGAUUGCAAAAUUAGAGGCAGCAUUCCCAUGGAAAUUGGUAGCUUAAGCAAGGCUAUAUUGUUAGACCUUUCCUCUAAUAAAUUGAGUGGACCUAUUCCAACAACAAUAGGAAGGCUAAAAAAUCUCCAACUUUUGCGUCUUUAUGGAAAUAAGUUACAAGGCUCUAUCCCAUAUGAUCUUUGUGGUUUGAAGGGAUUGUACAAAUUAUCAUUAGGUGAUAAUGAGCUUGAUGGGCCUUUACCGACAUGUUUGUGUGAUUUGACUUCUCUGAGAUAUCUAUACUUGUUCUCCAACAAAUUGCAUUCAAAAAUACCUUUGACUUUUUGGAGCCUUAAAUAUAUUUUAGAAAUAGACUUGUCAUCAAACAAUCUUAGCGGUUCACUUCCACUUGACAUUGGAAAUUUGAAGGUACUUAUCUCUUUGAAAUUGUCAAGGAAUUUAUUAUCAAGUGAUGUUCCGCCCACAAUUGGAAGUCUACAUGAUCUACAGGUUUUGAAUCUUGCUAGUAAUAGAUUACAAGGUCCUAUUCCUGAAUCAUUCGGUGACUUGAUGAGUUUGAAAAGUUUGGAUUUAUCUAACAACAAUUUCUCUGGAGUCAUUCCAAAGUCCUUGGAAAGACUUCAUGAUCUCAAUUAUUUAAAUGUGUCUUUCAAUAGAUUAGAAGGGGAAAUCCCAAGUGGAGGUCCCUUUUUAAACUUCACUGCCAAAUCAUUCAUGAAAAAUUAUGCACUCUGCGGUUCACCUAGACUACAAGUCUCACCUUGCAAAAAUAAAAUCCAUCGGAAAUUCAAGAAGACCGCUCUACAUGCUUUGAGGUAUGUUUUACCAACAUUUGCUUCAAUAAUAAUAGUUAUUGCAGUCAUAAUUGUCUAUAAAAAAAAGCAGCGGGGGAAUACGAAUUUGGCGAUUGUUGAAGACUUAAUUCCUGUCGAGAAAUGGAGAAGAAUUUCCUAUAAUCAGCUAUUGGAAGGGACUAACGGAUUUAGUGAAAACAACUUAAUGGGUUCAGGAAGUUUUGGCUCUGCAUACAAAGGAAUACUUUUAGAUGGGACAAAUGUUGCAAUAAAAGUUUUUAAUUUGCAAAGAGAUGGAGCAUUUAGGAGUUUUGAGAUUGAAUGUGAAGUGAUGAGCAAUAUCUUUCACCGCAAUCUUGUUAAGGUCAUUACUUGUUGUUCUACUAUUGACUUCAAAGCCUUAGUGCUUGAAUUCAUACCUAAUGGGAGCCUUGAGAAAUGGUUAUAUUCUUACAAUUAUUUCUUGGAUAUCCUACAAAGAAUCAACAUAAUGAUGGAUGUUGCAUCAGCAUUAGAAUACCUCCAUUGGGACAUCCAAACACCUAUAAUCCAUUGUGACCUAAAAACCAAGUAA